UUGAUCGCUUUGUCACACUUGAUAUCAUCUUUGUAGGAAAAGCUUCCCUCACACCCGAAGAGGCCUUGGAUCUUUUCUACAGUCUUCCUGAUGACCCACACUCUAGUGAGGAAGACGGUGACAGCAGCGAGGAAGAGUUCAUCCCUGAGCUUGCCCCUCCUGAUUCAAGCCAGGAAGAGACGGAAGACGCUGACGCUCCAUCAACUAGCAGGGAUGCACCAUGGGCUAGUAAGCGAAAACGUAAGGCAUCCUACGGUAAACGAAAGACAAAGAAGAAGAAGAAAGUCACAAAAGCAUGCAAUGAAGAUGCGGAAGGUGUGUCUGAUCUAGAAGAAGAAGUCCCGGGUACAUGGGUUACCAGUGAGCCAACGAAUGUGGUAAAAAAUCCCAAAACUUGGGAUCCGCAGUAUUCCGCAAAGUCUCCGAGAAAGCCAGCAGAUGCCUUCGCCCUCUACUUUGAUGACCCUGUCAUGCACAUGCUAGUGGAAGAAACAAACCGUUACGCGGGGCAAACGUGCCGAAGAAAGUGGAAAAAACUGACGACAGAUGAACUGCGUGCCUACUUGGGGGUGCUGAUACUUAUGAGCGUCAACCCAAGACACCAGCUGUACCACUACUGGAGCUGCGAUGGCCUCCUCAACGCACCAGAAAUAUCGAGGGUGAUGUCAUUCAAGCGCUUCCAAUCUAUCAUGAACUGCCUCCACAUGAGCGACAACAGCAAAACAAAAAAGAACGGAGAAGAUGGAUUCGACAGGCUUGCUAAGGUUCGCCCUCUUCUGGACGCAUUGAACACCAGUUUUCAAAGAGAGUACACACCAUCUGCGCAUCAAGCGGUUGACGAGUGCAUGAUCCGAUUCAAGGGAAGGUCAUCGAUAAAGCAGUUCCAGCCCAUGAAACCUAUCAAGAGAGGAUAUAAAGUGUGGGCAAGAGCAGACUCGGAAACGGGUUAUUUGCUGCGGUUUGAAGUGUAUGAAGGAAAGAACGCAAAGCGGCCAGCCAACAAGACUCUAGGAGAACAUGUCGUGCUGUCGUUAUCGGAAGAGAUGGAGGCUGGCUCUCAGUUGUAUUUCGACAACUAUUUUACGUCCACGCGCCUGAUGGAAGAUCUUGCAGACAGGGCUAUCCUUGCUGUGGGGACCGUCCGAACAAACAGAAAAGAUCUUCCUGAGGAGCUGAAGAGAAACAACAAACUCCAAAAAGGAGAAUUUUUAUGGCGCACAAGAGGGAAGGUUACUGCUUACCAGUGGCACGACACCAAAGACGUGCACGUCUUGUCAAAUUUUCAUGAUCCCAGCGACACAACAGAAAUAGAACGAAGACUUAGCAAUGGAUCUUCUAUUGGCGUGGUAUGCCCAAAGGCAAUCGCUGACUACAACAGAUGGAUGGGCGCAGUAGACAGGUUUGAUCAGAGGCGAAUCUCGUACCCGGUUGACAGGCGGUCAAAAAAAUGGUGGUACCGAAUUUUCUAUUUCUUGUUCGACGCCGCCCCAGUAAACGCAUUCCUCCAGAUCAAGGCACACAGUGAGAUCACAUUCCUGUGGUUUCGCCUCGUUCUGGGUCGACAACUGAUUAAUGGAAACACGUUCAGGCACACGCAGAGUGUUGGGCCAUUUCGAACAAACAAGAAAGGGGCUAGAAAUGGCCAGAAGAUGGUGGGCGUCUGCGAUGAGCUACGGUUUAGGGGAAAGGGCCACAAUCCCCUGAAGGUGCCCAAGAGGAGAAGGUGCCGGUGGUGCUCAACCGCGGGACACGAGGUCCGCACUAGUUUUGUGUGUAAGGCUUGUGUCAUCCCGCUUUGCGCCACCUGUUUCGGCCCAUUCCAUACAGAAAAUUCUACUACCUAGCUGAGGUAUAACCCUCCAAAAGGACACUGGGACAUGGAUAUCCCAUUUUUGUAAAGUACCGGAAUCUGCCAAUGGGACAAGUAUGUCCCACUUUUUUCUAAUAAACGGCUGCCCUUAUUUUGUUGUAAUUUGUUGCAAAAGACUUCUCAAUUGCACUUCUGUUAGGGUUUUAAUAGGUAUUCGUUAUACCGUGUAAAAAAUAUGCCUUGACCCAC
Molecule: messenger RNA, 2059 nt
Organism: Ixodes scapularis (black-legged tick)
Lineage: Eukaryota; Metazoa; Arthropoda; Arachnida; Ixodida; Ixodidae
Product: piggyBac transposable element-derived protein 4-like
Exons: 2
Coding region: 471-1844 (457 amino acids)
Source: RefSeq, a predicted model, not a curated record